AUGGCGGCUUUACCCAAAAGAAUUAUCAAAGAAACCGAGAGAUUGGUGCUGGACCCUGUCCCUGGCAUCAACGCUGUGCCAUCCGAAGAAAAUUUACGCUACUUCGAGGUGACUAUAGAUGGGCCCUCGUCGUCGCCAUACGCAGACGGUCAAUUCCAGUUAGAGUUGUUUUUGCCGGAUGACUACCCCAUGUGUGCGCCCAAAGUUCGCUUUUUGACAAAGAUCUAUCAUCCAAAUAUCGACAAGUUGGGCAGAAUCUGCCUCGAUGUGUUGAAGAACAACUGGUCGCCUGCUUUGCAGAUUCGAACCAUAUUGUUGAGCAUCCAGGCGUUGUUGGGCGCCCCCAAUCCCGACGAUCCCUUGGCAAACGACGUUGCACAGGAGUGGAAAGCAGACGAGGCCAAAGCCAUUGCUGUGGCCAAGGAAUGGACAGAGAUGUAUGCCAAAAAGGCUUGA
Metschnikowia bicuspidata var. bicuspidata NRRL YB-4993 is the source of this 456-nucleotide messenger RNA. Its product is annotated as E2 ubiquitin-conjugating protein. The record is from RefSeq and is a predicted model, not a curated record. NCBI's taxonomy places the organism in Eukaryota, Fungi, Ascomycota, Pichiomycetes, Serinales, Metschnikowiaceae. The transcript has a single exon. Bases 1 to 456 code for a protein of 151 amino acids. Gene Ontology annotation, biological process: protein K63-linked ubiquitination; DNA damage tolerance. Gene Ontology annotation, cellular component: nucleus. Gene Ontology annotation, molecular function: ubiquitin conjugating enzyme activity.